GUUGCAUAGUGGAGGUCAGCCCAAUUUCAAAAUGUCAGAUGGGGAUUACGAUUACCUCAUCAAAUUUUUAGCUUUGGGAGAUUCUGGAGUUGGAAAAACCAGUUUCCUUUAUCAGUAUACAGAUGGAAAAUUUAAUUCCAAGUUUAUCACAACAGUGGGCAUUGACUUCCGGGAAAAAAGAGUGGUAUAUCGAUCAAAUGGACCAGAUGGGAAUACAGGCAGAGGGCAAAGAAUUCACCUGCAACUCUGGGACACUGCUGGGCAGGAAAGGUUCCGCAGUUUGACAACUGCAUUUUUCAGAGAUGCAAUGGGUUUCCUUUUGCUUUUUGAUCUCACAAGUGAACAAAGCUUUCUCAAUGUCAGGAACUGGAUGAGCCAGCUGCAAGUUCACGCAUAUUGUGAAAAUCCAGAUAUUGUACUGUGUGGAAAUAAGUCUGAUCUGGAUGAUCAGAGAGCAGUUAAAGAAGAAGAAGCCAAGGAAUUUGCAGAGAAAUAUGGAAUCCCUUACUUUGAAACCAGUGCUGCAAAUGGAACCAACGUGAACAAGGCAGUGGACACUCUACUAGACCUUAUUAUGAAGAGAAUGGAACGGUGUGUGGACAAGUCUUGGAUACCUCAAGGGGUGGUACAAUCCAAUGGCCACAGCUCUACAGAGCAGUUAACUGAAGAAAAAGACAAGGGCAAAUGUGGCUGUUGAGACCAAAUCUUAUUUUGAAAAAAAAAUAAUGGUCAUAUUUCCACCCCCAUUUUUAAAAAGCAUUUUUAAAAAAUAUAUUUAAAUAAUUGCAAAGAAAAUGUGUUUUGUUUAUAAAAUGGGCCAUUACAAGAGAGCCUAAUGCCACAUGCUUAAAUAUCAGCUAAGUACCAAAUGACAUUUGCUAAGCAUAAGGAUUCUCAUCAUCCAUGACCUCAUGCAAGGACACUUUCAAAGCCAAUGAACAUUGGUUACAGGCUACUGGCUACCUUAGCAUUUUAUUUACAGCCUUUCGUCUUACAAUGUUGCAUAACAGUAUUGUCUGCCUUUCUUCAGAAGUAAUCGUAUAGUACAAAUAUUUAACUCUUGUUUUUCUAUAGAAGAUGUUCUAAAAUUCUGUAUACUCUAAUCUGAAAUGUGUUGCAGCCCAUGUAUGUAUAUGUGCCACUGUUAUAAUUAAUCACUUAUAGAUGUAUACUGUUUUUGCAAUUAUAUAUACUAUUUUUUAUGUUUCAACAGGAACUUAGGGCAGAAAACUUGUCAGCAAAAUUUCAUCAGGGCUGGUGCUAAGAGAUGAAAUUGUAUGUGCCACGUGUACUUUUUGGGACCCUUUUGGAUAAAGCCAGUUCCGUACUGGUCCUGGUGAGACUUGCUACUCAAGAUCUCUUUUGGGAGGUGCAAAAUUCUAAAUCUGGGUUGUUGGAUAUACUUCUUGGAAAGUGCCUAGUUUAUCUACGAAACAAGUAUAUUGUUGAUUGUCUUUUACUGUUGGUGUUAUGUUGGUGGGCUCUCUGUUUCAUAUAAUUAUUAGUAUUUGAAAUUCAGACUAGAUAAAACCAAAAGGGUUUUUAAAGAAGCAUUUAAUAUAUGUCACAAUAUUUUAUAAAUGUGAUUUAUUUAAAUAACAAGAACCUGCUUGCCGUGGCUUUCAUUUCUUCAGUUUAAUUUAUUCAUAUGGUUUCCAGCAAGCAAAUGUUAAAAGCACAGAAUAAGCAUGGAAGUAUAACAAGGAUACUAACACAUAUGCAGUGUGAACAUACAAGUAGGGACAUACAUUCCGAAUUUUUCACAUUUCUUUUUAGUGGUUUUUAUUUUUUUUUUACACAGGUGAAAGAAAGAGGGGAUUUGGUGGAUAACCCAGCCUGUUUUCAUAGCCAGAAGGAAUUGAUGAAUCUUCAUCAGUAUUCCAAAAAGUUGUUAUAAGCUUUUACUUUUCAGUCCAUAAUUGUACAGGUAUUGGACCUGUUAUCCAGAAUGCUCGGGAUCUGGGAUUUUCUGGAUAAUAGAUAUUUCCGUAAUUUAGAACUUCAUACCUGAAGUCUACUAGAAGAUCAUGUAAACAAUAAAUAAACCCAAUAGGCUGGUUUUGCUUCCAAUAAGGAUUAAUUAUAUCUUAGUUGGGAUCAAGUACAAGGUACUGUUUUAUCAUUACAGAGAAAUCAUUUUUAAAAAUUCUGAUUAUUUGGAUAAAAUGGAGUCUAUGGGAGACAGCCUUUCCUUUAUUCAGAGCUUUCCAGGUAACGGGUUUCCAAAUAACCGAUCCCAUACCUGUAUCAUACUAAUAGUGUUGUGUGCCACAUUACAAGGGGUCAUUGCAUAGCCGAUUACAUGACAAAGCCCAAUAUAUCUGCUUAUUGACAGAUAUAUUGCGAUGCAUCUGCUAAUGCAAAGCCAGACUGAUAGUCUCAGUAGCCAUGGCCCAACAGCUGCAUUCAUUUGCUGGACUUUCCUGAAAUCCAAACAGGCCAACAAAAGUAUCUGGUUAGAUUCACUGCAUGAUGAAAAUUUAAUGUUGUAUCUAACAAAAUCUUCAUUGAAAUGUGUACAUUUGAUCCCUGUGAGAAAGGGUUUUCUCCUAUGAACCUGAAUCUAGCCUAUUACCAGAAAACCAGGCUGGGAAUCUACUAGAGCACUAUUUGUUCUUUGUUUUCUAGUUUUGUGGAAAUAGGAUUAGAAUGCUUGGUGAGGGUUUCUUUGGAUCUACUGUAGGUUGCUCAUCAGCAAAUACAGUCAGGUUACUAUGCCAUAAUUAAUAGGUGCUGGAACUCCUGCUCAGCUCCUGUCCUAAAUCCCUAUCCUACUUGCAUUCAGGUCCCAUAAGUGACCUGGCAUGAAUCCAAUGCUUGCACUCACUUACCUUGCAAAAAAAAAA
This is a messenger RNA of Xenopus laevis (African clawed frog), 2846 nucleotides long. RefSeq names its product RAB27A, member RAS oncogene family S homeolog (gene rab27a.S). Gene Ontology annotation, cellular component: endomembrane system; cytoplasm; membrane. Gene Ontology annotation, molecular function: GTP binding; G protein activity; GTPase activity. The record is from RefSeq and is marked provisional. Lineage: Eukaryota; Metazoa; Chordata; Amphibia; Anura; Pipidae.